AUGUAUACAACAGCAGUAUUAAUUUUUGGAGUAGGAUUUACAUAUGCAUCAGUUCCGUUAUAUCGAAUGUUUUGUCAGUCAACAGGAUUCUCUGGUACACCAAUGACUAAUAAUUCUAAAUUUAGUCCAGAUCGCUUAGUUCCAACUCAAAAUUCUCGAAGAAUCAGAGUUACAUUUAAUGCAGAUACUUCACGGGCUCUUCAGUGGUCAUUUGUACCUCAACAACUUGAUGUGCGAGUUUUACCUGGAGAAACUGCUCUUGCUUUUUAUACUGCAAAAAAUAAAUCAAAUCAAGAUAUUAUAGGAAUGGCAACUUAUAAUGUUACUCCUUCUAAAGUGGCUCCAUAUUUUAAUAAGAUACAAUGCUUUUGUUUUGAAGAACAAAAAUUGGAAGCUGGAGAAGAGAUUGAUAUGCCUGUAUUCUUUUUCAUUGAUCCUGAAUUUUCUGAUGACCCAUUAAUGAAAGAUGUAGAUACAAUUACUUUGUCUUACACUUUUUUCAAGGCGAGAUAUGAUGAUAAUGGAGUAUUAGUUCCAAUUCCUGCUUGA
Messenger RNA from Diversispora eburnea, 549 nucleotides. The record is from the annotation of a GenBank genome assembly. NCBI's taxonomy places the organism in Eukaryota, Fungi, Glomeromycota, Glomeromycetes, Diversisporales, Diversisporaceae.